AGCCUUGGUCUCAGGAGCCGAUAGGACGGGGCGGUAUUGCGCAUGUGCAGUGGGGUAGCCGAGCGGCUGGCGGUCUCCAGCUGCGGAGCGCGGCUGAGGUGGUGCGCGUGCGCAGUGUGAGUGCUCGGGGUGUUGCUGCCGCCGCUGUCAGUUCCGGCUGUUUGUUCGGGAAGUGGAUCCGGCCCGGAGCCGCCGCCGCCGCCUGAGGAGACCUCACCUCUCCCGCCGCCCGGAGCUUCCGCUCCCCACCGGCCAUGGCUAGAGAUUACGAUCACCUCUUCAAGCUGCUCAUCAUCGGCGACAGCGGUGUUGGCAAAAGCAGUUUGCUGUUACGCUUCGCAGACAAUACUUUCUCAGGCAGCUACAUUACCACAAUUGGAGUGGAUUUUAAAAUCCGGACAGUUGAGAUUAAUGGAGAGAAGGUGAAGCUACAGAUAUGGGACACAGCUGGACAAGAGCGUUUCCGGACUAUCACAUCGACGUAUUACAGAGGGACGCAUGGGGUCAUUGUUGUCUAUGAUGUCACCAGUGCAGAAUCCUUUGUGAAUGUAAAGCGGUGGUUACAUGAAAUUAACCAAAACUGCGAUGAUGUCUGCCGGAUACUGGUGGGAAAUAAGAAUGAUGACCCAGAGCGGAAAGUGGUGGAGACGGAAGAUGCCUAUAAAUUUGCCGGGCAGAUGGGGAUCCAACUGUUUGAGACCAGCGCCAAAGAAAACAUUAAUGUGGAAGAGAUGUUUAAUUGCAUUACAGAGCUGGUUCUGCGAGCAAAGAAAGAAAACUUAGCAAAGCAGCAGCAGCAACAACAGAAUGAUGUGGUGAAGCUAACUAAGAACAGUAAAAGGAAGAAGCGGUGCUGCUAAUGCCAUUUCCCUGUUGCAGAGAGAGACUCUGCUCUGACAGAUCAGCCCCUCCUAGACUUGGGCUACUUCACUGGGGCAGGCUUUGGGAGGACUUUCUCAGUUUUGUGCCGUUAUUUAAAGAUUUUUCUCCAUGUUUUCUAUCAAGAGGCGCUGGCACCUUACCAUGGUAGUGCCAAGAAAGUAUCGGAUGGACUCUUGCCCCUUCUCUCGUCCCCUGCUCAUUCCAGUGCGCCUUGUAGACAAGAAAGGACGUUGCCUACCAAGUCGACUGAUUAACCCAAGAGUUUGUACAUAAUGUAUAUUGCUUUAACCAUCUGCACCUCCCUCUUGUCACUUUGGCUUAUGCCUUCUUAAUGUCAGCCAAUCAUGAACUGCAGUUAUCUUUUUAAAGAUAGAAUACAAAGUUCUUAACUCGAGUAGGCUUCAGGCUGGCAGCGAUUGCUGCUGGGGCCUUGGGCUUCAUUUUGUUUGGGCUCCAGGCUGGCAACUGGUGCCCCUGGGGCCUUUGGCUUCACUCUGAGUUCCAGACUGUUACUGGGGCUUCAGCUUCAUUUUUCUAGGUUCUGGGGUUGCUGCUGGAGCCUGGGGUUUCACGUUACCAGCCCUGGGCUAGCGGCUGGUGCUGGGUUUCACUUUGCCAUACUCCAGGUUUGUGGCCAGGGCCUUGGUUUUACGUUUGCUUUGUGGUGCAGCUCAGCUGUACCUGUGCUCUUUAGUUUGUAUCAAGAUAUUUAAAAACAAUGGGAUUUAUUUGGAUUUAAACUUUAAAAAAAAACAAAAUGAAACUAAAGUCCAGUGACUUCUGCUUCUGGGUCUGCUGGUUGUUCCAGGCGAGGGUCCAGACACUUCUUGAGAGCAACAAAACAGUGUGAAUCUGCCAAAAAAAAGCUCCUUAUGUUGCCCUGUCCACAAGUAGAUCUGAAUUCAAAUGUGAAGCAUUGCUUUCAAGAGAGAUGGAACAUGUGGAAGUGAAUCCAGCUCUUUUGGUUGGUGUCUGGAUCCAACAGUUGCUGCAGGAUCAUUCCCAGGAGUCUCCUGUCAGAGAGGAGGACUGCUUUCUCGAAUGUAAAGAAAUGGGAAGCUAUUGCUUGCAUUAUGUGGUGAUGGUUGUGGGUAGGGGUUUUCUUUGGUAAUGUACUCUGGUCUCACUGUGCUGAACAAACAGCAUUCCUCUGGCCUUCAUUGGCUUUUGUGGGAAAAUAAGGGCUCAGUUCAUCAGUCCCUGAAUAGAUAUGCUCAGAGGCUGAGACUGUCGUAGCAGGAUGUCUUUGGGUUGCUGAGUAACGUGUUCAUCAACUGAUUCUCUGUGUAAAAAGGAAAUACUCUUGAAAUACUGACUGGAAAGGGAUGGGGGGGUUGGCAUCUGGCUUCAUACUUGACCUUGAAGAUGACACAGCACUCAGGUGUCAGCACAUGGUCCUCUGGAAUCACUGGCCUUAGGUUUGGUAGGGCAUGUCCCACUGACAUCCAUGAGCUUGGAAUAAUCCCAAUCACACCCAGGAAAGGCUAAAUUGAAAUCACUUAUUUAUUUUGCCAGCCUUUUUUAGAUUCUUACGGUUCGUGGUAAAAGCCCUGAUCAUACAAUCACAUCACAGAUCAGUCUGACUUUAAAGAUUUGUUUUUUCAUGCAAACCAUGAAUGUGUGACAAGUUUUUAACCAGUGCAAGUGUUGGGAGUGUAUAGCAGCUGCCUUUUCCCAUCCCCCAUCUCUCUUCUGCACAUAUCUGUCCAUGUUUCAAUGGUAACCCAAGAGUAAAAAUGAGCUGGGGAUAUUGGGGUGAUACUGCUAGAGUGAGCACUGCAUGAAUGACAAGAUGUGCAUUGGUUGCUUCUGCAGGUGGCAGCAGAAAUUACACCAGG
This is a messenger RNA of Gopherus evgoodei (Goodes thornscrub tortoise), 2720 nucleotides long. It is a transcript of the gene RAB35, whose product is annotated as RAB35, member RAS oncogene family. Lineage: Eukaryota; Metazoa; Chordata; Testudines; Testudinidae. Gene Ontology annotation, biological process: Rab protein signal transduction; endocytic recycling. Gene Ontology annotation, cellular component: endosome membrane; plasma membrane. The coding region runs from base 255 to 860 and encodes 201 amino acids. Gene Ontology annotation, molecular function: GTPase activity; GTP binding. The transcript has 6 exons. The record is from RefSeq and is a predicted model, not a curated record.